GAAGCACAAUUUCCUGGCCUGUUGUCCUGAUGUGAGGCAUUUCUGUCUCAAUUCUAGGACUGGUUGCCAUAAAGGACGCCCACGAUAUAGAAACCAGGCUUAAUGAGGUGGAGAAGCUGUUAAAGACCAUCAUAAGCAUGCCGUGUAAAUAUUCCAGGUCAGAAGUUGUGCUCACCUUCUUCGAAAGAUCUCCACUGGAUCAGGUGUUAAAAAACGACAAUGUACAUAAAAUUCAACCCAGCUUUCAAAGUCCGGUGAAAAUAUCAGAAAUCAUGAGGUCCAAUGGAUUUUGUUUAGCAAAUACAGAAACAAUAGUUAUUGACCACAGUAUACCAAACGGAACAGACCAGCACCUGUGUGUGGACUCGCCAGAGCACUUGUUUGAGAAUGGCAGUGAGUUUACUGCGGAGCUGGAGGAGGGCGACGACCCUGCGGCUUAUGUCACCAACCUGUCCUAUUAUCACCUGGUCCCCUUUGAGACGGACAUUUUGGACUGAGUCUGCCCUGGGCCCCAUCCCCCAGCCCCUGCCUGCUGCCUCUGCUGCCGUCCACCCUGCCAGCUGCCCUGCUCGGGUCCCACCCAAGGUCCACGCUCGUGAGACCUGGCGUCCCGAGUGGAGCUCGGGGUCCUGGGCUUAGGAAUGACCCUCAGGCCUCCGGCAGCCAGGAGUCCCCUCGCAGGAGGCCACCCAGCUGCUGCUCUUGGGGGCCUUCUCUGCCCACUCUCCCCACCAGCCUGUUUCUGCAUCCCUGGGACUCGCUCCCCACCCGUGGGGGGCCCGCAAGUGCCUGCAGGAUGUACAGUGCCAGGCAGGCGCCCGGACCUUGCUGGGUGUCCCCUGUCACUGUCCCUGCUUCCUGGGAGGAUCCUUCCUCUCAGUACAGGGGCCACAGCCUCCUGGCCUCCCUCACGUCCCGCUGCUCCCUCACAGGACAAGCGCACAAAACAUUUCGUGUGAGAUUUUGAUGAGUUGCCAAGUUCUGGAUGCCACAGGCAGGGUGAGUUAAGUUCCCAGCAUUUCUCUGGGAACCAGGAUGUGUGGCUUUCAUUGCUGUUUUUCAUCUUCUGUCUGGAAACUGUGGGCUUUGUGUCAGCCAAAGAGGGUGUUUAUAGAAGGUUAAUUGUGAAUGGGAAGUGUGGACUCUGGGGACAGGGGAAAUCCUUGCCAACAGGUGCCCAUUCGAGCUGGGAUGGGGAGCUGGCCGUUAAGAGGGACAGAAUUCCUGCCCGGCCCGCCAGCCUCCCUCCAGCCCUUGAGCGAGGGGGCCAGUGCUGCAGCCCCAGCCACGCGGCGAGCUUCGCCUCCUGAGCGGAAUACCAAGCUCUCCACGGUGUGUUGUUGCCACGUUAACCCCAAAGCAUGGGAGUCAAAGGAAAGCCUGAGUCGCUCCCUCAGGGAGGGUCGGGUCCUAGUGCUCAUCUGCUCACAGUGUCUACUAACGACCAGCAUUUGCUAAUGUAAAUAAGAGUAAAUUAUUGGAAUCCUAAUUCUUUACACAGUCUGUUUUUUAAUCUAUUUUAAUUAAAUAAAACGUAUUACUCUACCUUAUUGACUGAAA
Manis javanica (Malayan pangolin) is the source of this 1560-nucleotide messenger RNA. The record is from RefSeq and is a predicted model, not a curated record. NCBI's taxonomy places the organism in Eukaryota, Metazoa, Chordata, Mammalia, Pholidota, Manidae.